GAAGAGAUGAAGCCAAAGACUUUCCACAGACAGUCAGACUAUCGUCAUGCUUGGAGGUCUGACCAUCCUCUAGGAUACCUUCCUCUCAGUGAGCUUGACAGCGGGUUGGGCUGUGGACCAGACAGCCCACACCACAGGUUGCUGCUUUCCGAAGCCGAGACUGAUGCCAUGUCAUCUCUGCCAGGCCACACCCCUUCCUCCCAAGGCUCCUCCUCUUCCUCUGAAUCCCUAAUCUCAUCCGAACCCAGUGACUCCGGUUUCCACAGCGUCAGCACUGGGGAGCACAGACGGCUGCACAAGAUUCAUGGGGGCCACAACUCCCGUCAGACUCCCCACCUCCGAUCAGGCCACUCCCCUCGAGAGCAGAGAGGACGUUGGGACUUGGAGUCCAUCCCUGAGACGACGCCAGUGAUCCACUCUGAAGCACCACAGGCUUCACACUGCUCAGUGGGUAACAGCACUACCACAACAGUCCACUUCCACAGAGCUGAGAGGAGUCCAACUUUACCACGCCAUCGUUCCCCACCAUCACCAUCUGUCGGUUGUCGGACUGAGCCUUGCCAGCGGAGGGCGCUGUGGUUGGAGCAGCAGAUGGGUGGAAGAAGGAUGAUGGAGGCUCCGGGGAGGAGUCGAACGAUAACAGAUCUGAGUGAGGGGCAAAGGCACCGUAGGGCAAGUCACCCCAACAUGACGGACCAGGACAAUUUGAGAAAUACACUCCAGAACUGCCAAUCCAGUCCAACCAGAGAUGCGAUGGGACCGAGGAGCAGGGCCAGUUAUCCCAGCAACAGUCACCCCGCUGGGCACCUCAGCAUAGACAGACCCAACCUGACCAAUCAUCUGAGCUCAACCCGGAGCAGAGAGGAGGACUCCCUCUCUAAGAGUCCUGGAUCUGCCUCCAGUGGCAUCUCGGACUGGCGAGGCGUUCAAACUCUCGGGAGUCACAUGGAGACACUUAAAGGUCCCUAUGUUCCUUUGUACAGCACUCUUGGAGCCCCUCAGCAUAGUCCUCGAUCUCCAACUUCACCCCGGUCCAGACUGUCCAAUCAGAAGUCUGUCAGGAAUCAGCUACUCAGAGCCCGAGCUUACCGAUUGGCCAGGGAACGCAGUGAGGUCACGACAGAUGAAGGCGAGGGGGCAAGGGAAGGAGAAGAGGAAGGGGAAGAUGGACGGUGGGCGGGACGAUACUGGAGUCGGACAGAAAGAAGGCGUCAGAUGGCGCUAUCACGGCAACACCGAGAGAGAAGAGGCGGAGGGGAGGACCUGAUGGGGGGAGGUCAGGGGUUGCUGUCAUCUCAGGCGGUGUUGGAGCUGAGCCACAUGAAGCAGAACCGCCUGAGGAACAGCAAGCUGCUCGACGAUUGGACGACAGUGGAGGAACUGUUGACACACGGGACCCGAGUGGAGAGCGACAGUCAGCUCUGUCCGAGCCCUCUGUUAUCAGUCACCACUGUCUGA
Molecule: messenger RNA, 1458 nt
Organism: Nematolebias whitei (Rio pearlfish)
Lineage: Eukaryota; Metazoa; Chordata; Actinopteri; Cyprinodontiformes; Rivulidae
Product: E3 ubiquitin-protein ligase PDZRN3
Exons: 3
Coding region: 7-1458 (483 amino acids)
Source: RefSeq, a predicted model, not a curated record